This is a messenger RNA of Aspergillus steynii IBT 23096, 1244 nucleotides long. RefSeq names its product eukaryotic translation initiation factor 4E. The transcript is spliced from 2 exons. Gene Ontology annotation, molecular function: translation initiation factor activity; RNA 7-methylguanosine cap binding. Bases 388 to 1086 code for a protein of 232 amino acids. Lineage: Eukaryota; Fungi; Ascomycota; Eurotiomycetes; Eurotiales; Aspergillaceae. Gene Ontology annotation, biological process: translational initiation. Gene Ontology annotation, cellular component: eukaryotic translation initiation factor 4F complex. The record is from RefSeq and is a predicted model, not a curated record.
GUUCAUUCACAGUGUCAUUGUCUGGUCCUCCAUUGAAGGUAUGGCCUGAUUGUUCGUCCCGUCCUAUACUUCCUUCAUACUUGGCUCCAGCUCGCUCCACCACUCUUUCACUCGUUGUUGUCCUCGUUGCUUUGUGUUUCUUUAUGUCGACUAUACUAUAUAACACCAUGACUCAAGACUGACCUCUAAUCGCAGAUUUGCUUCUCGUUCCGUGAUACGCCUCCAUCCCACCUCCUGAGCUGCACCUCCAUCGAAGGGCCAACUGGCAUGAGCAUCGAGAACCACAUCACCAGCUCUAGACUCUAUACAACACCCUGAUCACAAGUAUACUCUCUUUUUUCGAAUAUCUAGAACCAAAUCCCCCGCCAACCACAAAAAAAAAGGACAAUGCCCCUCCCCAAGCUCCACAUCAACGACGCCAGCCCCGUCACCGACGAGCUCGCCAGCCCCGAAGAGCCCACGAUCACGCCCAUCUCACGCAAGUCCCUGCACCAGAACAUCUUCGGCAAGCUGCGCCCGCUGCCCUUCCAGUACCACUGGACGGUCUGGUACGACAAGCACUCGGACCCGCCCGGCGACUACGAGAACCGGUUGUACGUGCUGCACGAGGACGUCGCCGACAUCGCCACCUUCUACCGCGUCUACAACAACUACCCCUGGAACAAGGUGCGGCUGCGCGACACCGUGCACAUCUUUCGCAAAGGCGUGCGUCCCGUCUGGGAGGACCCCGAGAACCUGAAGGGCGGGUGUUGGCGGUUCCGCGUGCCCAAGAGCAAGGCGCAGGCGUUCUUCCAUGAGAUUGCCAUCCUGUGCAUGGCGAAUGAGUUCCAGGCAGUGUUGGAGAAAGAACAUGACCACGUCCUGGGCGUCUCGACCUCCGUGCGCUUCAAUUCGCAUCUGAUCUCGGUCUGGAAUAAGCUUGGGUCUAAUGAGAAGUCGAUCAAGGUCCUGGAGCGCACCAUUCUCGAUCGGCUAUCGCCUGACCUGCGGCCCACGGGGUCCGGGUCCAACUCUUACUUCUAUAAGCGGCAUGAUGAGAAUGAAGGAUAUCAGGAAGCCGUGGAGCAGCUGGCCUUGAAGAAUUGAUAGUAUAUGGUUGUCUGUCGAGGUUGCUGAAGCUGAUUGACGGAUGGCUGUUUGUGUUUGUCUUUGUUCCCUUCUCUUCAUCAUGCAUCUUUAUCUUUGCAUUUCUCAUCCGAGAUUCUUGCGCGUUACUGUAUUAGUAAGGGCCUUAUAAAUUUCAC